Molecule: messenger RNA, 717 nt
Organism: Lodderomyces parapsilosis
Lineage: Eukaryota; Fungi; Ascomycota; Pichiomycetes; Serinales; Debaryomycetaceae
Exons: 1
Coding region: 1-717 (238 amino acids)
Molecular function (GO): glyoxalase III activity
Source: RefSeq, a predicted model, not a curated record
AUGGUUAAAGCAUUACUUGCAGUAUCUUCAUAUCACGGUCCAUUCUACCCAAAUGGUGACCACACUGGUGUAUUCGCUUCUGAAGCAAUUGAGCCUUUUUUGGAACUAGCACAAAAGGGGUUUGAAAUUACAAUUGCCUCAGAAACUGGUGAAUACGAAUAUGACCCUCAUUCAUUGACAGAGGAAGCAUUGCUGGGAAAAGUGAAAGAGGUUUACGAAAACAAAGACUCUGCAUUCAACACUGCUUUGAAAAACAUUAAAAAGGCAUCGGAUGUAGUUGACGAAAAGUUUCACUUGUUCUUUGCCAGUGCCGGUCAUGCUACAUUGUAUGAUUACCCUAAAGCCAAAAACUUGCAAAAGAUAUUGAUCAAUACGUAUUUGAAUGGCGGCGUUGUUGCUGCUGUUUGUCAUGGACCUGCCAUUUUCAACAAUCUCGAAAACCCAGAAACUAAACAGCCAUUCAUCAAAGGUAAAAAGAUCACCGGCUUCACUGAUAAAGGUGAGGAAGAAUUAGGUUUGACUGAUGUUAUCAAAAAGGAACAUUUGUUAACAAUUGAGGACAUUGCCAAAAAGGAAGGUGCCACUUAUGUUGCUCCAAAGGGACCAUGGGAUUCCUUUUCUGUCGUUGAUGGCAAAAUUGUUACUGGUGUCAAUCCUCAAUCCGCCUUUGCAACUGUUAGAGAUGCCAUUGUUGCUCUUGAAUCGGUUAAUAAUUAA